AUGAGUGGCCAAAGUUACAGAGGCAGGUACCAAGACAGUCGAGGAGAAAGAGGUGGAUACGACUCACAUUACUCUUCAAGAGGUAGAGGCGGCUAUUGGAGAGGAUCUGAUAGACAGAGGGGUGGAGGUUACCGUGGACGAUAUGAUGACGAUCGUGGUGAUCGCGGAGAUCGUGGUUACGAUGAUUAUCAGGAUGAUUACCGCCAGGGCAAUCCAGCCCCGCGUGGUCCAUCGUAUCGAAACGGGGGCUACAGAUCAGGUCCAGGAUACCAAAGUGAAAAUCGCGAUGCUCGUGACAAUCGUGACAGUUACAACUCUUCCUGGAGAAACGAACAGCACUCAAACUACAGGAGCCCAAGGUCAUAUCGCGAGGAAAGCAGUAACCACCAUAGAGCUAGCGAUAGCAGAGCAUCUCCACAUUCCUUCAAUGGAGGUCCAGGUUCUGUUCUUGAAAAAGCAGAGCCAAAGGAGGAGCCUAAGGUUGAGUUCCAUCACUGGGUAGUAAGAUUAGACGUUCUGCCUGAUGAUGCCAAAAAGAAGCUCAACGACGCGCUGACGGAGUGUGAUUUGAAAACCGAGCAGCUUUUGAAGCUGCUAAAGAAGAAGGACGAGAUUGAGCAGAAACUAGAGGCGAGCAAAAGGCAGUGUCAUGUUGAGGGUCUCAGGGCUCAACUCACGCAGGAGAAGCUUGAGGCGUUGAAUUAUCUUUGA
Messenger RNA from Kuraishia capsulata CBS 1993, 711 nucleotides. RefSeq lists its product as uncharacterized. The transcript has a single exon. Bases 1 to 711 code for a protein of 236 amino acids. NCBI's taxonomy places the organism in Eukaryota, Fungi, Ascomycota, Pichiomycetes, Pichiales, Pichiaceae. The record is from RefSeq and is a predicted model, not a curated record.